UUACCAUUUGCUUUCAGCAAAUCUUCGUAAUCUGCGUGUGAAAAAGUUACUCUUGUAGGACAUCAAUUCUUUUACAUCUAAAACCUUCUUUCAAAGUAAAAAUCCUUAGCAAUGGCAAACCAAUUAAGAUUACCUUUUUUCAGCUUCAACCAUCUUACAAUAUACCUCAUUUUGCUACUAUCACAAUCCCAGCAAAUUUUCUCAACAUGUCGCAAUUUCUGUAACAACAUUCCUAUAAAUUACCCAUUUAGCAUCGACGAUGGUUGUGGCACGCCACAAUAUCGCCACAUGCUAAAUUGCUCAGCCACUGAUUUAUUCUUCCUAACACCAUCAGGAAAUUACAAAGUCCAAUCCAUAGAUUAUGACAAAAAAACUAUGACCAUUUUCGAUCCGUCGAUGUCCACUUGUUCUAUCUUACAACCUCACCAUGACUUCAAAAUGUCAGAAAUUCAAUCAGCUAUAAUCCCACCUUCACCUGAUACAAUUUUCAUUCUCAUGAAUUGCUCUAUUGAUUCACCAGUUCUUAACCAUUACAAGUCAGUCUGUUUUAAUUUCUCUGGUCAUUCUUGUGACGAACUUUACGGAUCGUGCACUUCGUUUAAGUUGUUUCAUUUGCUGUCAAAUAGUACACCGGCUUGUUGUUUUACGAGUUAUGAGACGGUGAAAUAUAUGAGUAUGGAUAUAUUGGAUUGUACACAUUAUACGAGUGUGUAUAAUUCGGAUAAAUUGGAGGGAGUUGGACCUUUGGAUUGGCUUUAUGGGAUGAAGUUGUCAUUUAGUGUUCCGGAUACAGGAUGUGAACGUUGUGAUAAAUCUGGUGGAACUUGUGGAUUUGAUGUGGAGACUGAGAUGGCACAAUGUAUUUGCUCAAGCACUAGUAACUCGACAAGAGAUUGUGCUGGGGGCAGAGAAUCAAACUUUGCUGAGAGUUACAGAGCAUCCUCAUUUCCACAACUACAACUACUGUACAUCUUGGCUCUUGGGGCCAUUUCUUACCCUAUCGUAUUGAGAGGAUGAGUUUUUUCUAUAAGUUGAUCUGUUGAUUGUUUUCUUCUUCUCUUUCUGUAUUUUAUCUUUCUAAACUAGUUGUAGACAUUUAAAUUUUAUUGGAUUUAAAUCCAUAAAAUUAUUUGGACUGUA
Molecule: messenger RNA, 1140 nt
Organism: Nicotiana tabacum (common tobacco)
Lineage: Eukaryota; Viridiplantae; Streptophyta; Magnoliopsida; Solanales; Solanaceae
Source: RefSeq, a predicted model, not a curated record